AUGAUUUUCCCACAGGUAUCGAUGCAGCAGCAGCAUCAGCAACAGCAGCCUCCAGUUGGCCUGCAUGAGCAAUCCCAGUCACCUGCCAUGGCACAGCAGAUGUCAGCCUCUCCACGGCCAUCCUCGUCGGUGGUGACAGCGCGCUCGGCUCUCCCAGACAGAAAUGUAAUGGCAGAUACUAUCGAGGACGCCUACGUGCAGUUUGUGUUGUACUGCAACCCCGCUGUGCCGGCUGAGACAGACACGUCCGGGUUGCGAGAGGCGUUUCGGAUACCGCCCAAGAGUGGCGGCAAGACCUUUAGCACUUUUACCCUCUUUCAGCUCAUCCGGCAACUGGAGGUUAAAGAGAUCAAGACGUGGGCCGAGUUGGCCCUGAAAUUGGGCGUUGAGCCCCCUGACCAGGACAAAGGUCAGAGCUCACAGAAGAUUCAGCAGUAUGCUGUCCGGCUCAAGCGCUGGAUGCAUUCCAUGCACGUAGAUGCCUUCUUUGAGUAUUUAAUGGAUCACCCGCAUCCAUACUGGACUGAGAUCCCCACUGACCCAACUCCUGUAUGCGAAACUGGGAGGGAUGGCGUACUGGCAGAGGACGAUAUGGCUCUUCGCGCUUUGCUACCCGAGAUCAGACCUCGGCGUGGUAGGAAACGUCCGGAUGAGGAUGACCUCGCGAAGUCUCCAUUGCAAAGGGCGCGGCUAGAUUCCCCGUCGACUGGAGACGGUUAUCGUGGAGACAGUCUUGGGCCAUGGUCCGCCCACGUAGAUGGACGAAGCACUUAUGGCGGUUCGGAUACGCUCAAGCAGGGCGCAACUACGGCUUCAACGUCGGGAUGGCUACCAGCACCUGACCCGACUCAGACACCACUCUCGGCAUAUCCUCAAGGGUCAAUGUCCGCGAUAACACCAUCAACAAAUCGCACUGCGUUCUGGGCCGAUUCUGAGCCGAAGUCGGCAGUCACGCCAUUGAGAUCUAAGGCUUCGCAUCGUCGACACGGCGCGAAGGUCGUAUCGUCCGCAUGGCGGAGCAGUGCGCUGGGUGCUUCUGGCAGGGCUCGUGGUAGGCCGCCGUUGAACAAGACAAACACCGAUGGGCCAUUUGUAGCUUUUCCUGUCGAAGGAUCAGCAUGCAACCCAAGCCCAGAGAGCAAAAGUAUACAGACACCAAUCACACCCGAGGCAUCAAUAACACAGAGCACGCCGCCAGCUGUGGCCCCAGAUCAUCAACCGCCCUUGCCCCGGCCAGCGAAGCCCAGUAUUUCGUUACAAGUCCCUGAACGCCAUGGCGGAUCCGUUCGUCUCGCAACACCGCCGCCGCCGGUCGUAAUAGUCAACGGGAAUAUAACAGACGCCGGGAAUCUAACAGCAACGGCACCCCCUGUAGACGUUCCUCUGGAACCGCCACCGAAACCUCCCGUAUGUCUGCAGGCACAACAAACAACCCCAGACGUACCGCCCCCUCGAAAAGGAAACGGACCUGCGCCGCAGCCGAACGACAUCCCUAUCGGCAUGUUCGAGAACAUGGAAGACCGGACGAAUAUCGAAGCGGUGCUUGGCUAUUUCAUUCACGAAACAGCUAACGGGGAAUGGGUGGACUCAGAGAACAACCCUAUCGAGGGUUGUAGCAUGGCUGAAGCGUAUGCGCUGGUGCACACAACGAUAGAGAGAAUGUGGCAGACGGCGGCGAACGAAGACGCAUUCAUGAUUAAUCUAGCCGUAUUGGCGGGCGGCAGGGCACUGAUGAACACGAGCAAGUUGAAAAUAAAGAGGGAAGUUGAAUACGAGGACCGCGCCAUAUACAGUUGUUCAUGGCAAUUUAGAAUGGGUAAUAUCCGUGGCAAUUACAACAUGGUACAAACAGUUAUGUACAACCGGUGGAAGAAGACCGAGGAAGAGAAGAAGACUGAUAAGCCAGUCGAAAAGACAACAAUAGGGGGAGGCACCACCCCGGAAUCGGACUGGGAAACGAGGUACAGAGACUUGUUGAGAGUAUCUGAGCUGAGGGAUCGAGAGCUCCAGGAGCUGAGGGCAGGGGUGUUGUCGUCGUUAAAUCAAACGUUCACGGAUGCCAAAGAGCUUGGGGAACAGGAGCGCCCGUAA
Colletotrichum truncatum is the source of this 2091-nucleotide messenger RNA. Its product is annotated as ARS binding protein 2. Gene Ontology annotation, molecular function: DNA replication origin binding. The record is from RefSeq and is a predicted model, not a curated record. Lineage: Eukaryota; Fungi; Ascomycota; Sordariomycetes; Glomerellales; Glomerellaceae.